Adelges cooleyi (spruce gall adelgid) is the source of this 10025-nucleotide messenger RNA. Its product is annotated as dynein axonemal heavy chain 3-like. Lineage: Eukaryota; Metazoa; Arthropoda; Insecta; Hemiptera; Adelgidae. The record is from RefSeq and is a predicted model, not a curated record. The transcript has 46 exons. Gene Ontology annotation, biological process: microtubule-based movement. The coding region runs from base 133 to 9921 and encodes 3262 amino acids. Gene Ontology annotation, cellular component: dynein complex. Gene Ontology annotation, molecular function: ATP binding; ATP hydrolysis activity; dynein light intermediate chain binding.
AUAGCAAUCGCAUUCGAAGAAGUGGAACAGCUCACAAACUGUUUAAAAGAAGACGUACUCAUAGCUAAGAACAUAAACUAUACAGAGCAGUUGCUCGAAGUCGAAGUAACGCCUUACACACAACUUCACUCGAUGGUGGCUGCCACCGAACCAUUUGAGAGGUUGUGGAACAUCGUUCGUGAUUUUCAUAGUUAUUAUGAAACAUGGUUUAACGGACCGUUUCGACAUCUAAACGCGGCGGAAAUCAAAGACACGGUGGACGACAUGUGGAAGAAUCUUUACAGGCUGGCAAGAACGCUGCAAGAUUAUCCGGGAUCGAAAAGAGUGGCCGAAAUGGUCCGGGGCAAAGUGGACAAUUUUAAAAAAUACUUGCCCGUCUUGGAAACGAUUUGCAACCCCGGAAUACACGAACGGCAUUGGAAUGAAAUGAGCAAAUGUGUCGGCGUGGCUUUGCGUCCAACCGAAACGUCGACAUUGUCGGAAAUGAUCGAACUCGGUUUGAUAGAUCACAUCGAAAGUCUGGAAGAAAUCAGCACGACUGCGUCCAGGGAAUACUCGCUGGAGCACAAUCUCAGGAAAAUGAAAGAAGAAUGGCUGCACGUGGAAUUCGAAUGCACUCCCUACCGGGAUAGCGGUGUCAGUGUACUGACAUCUCUGGACGACGUGCAAGUGAUGUUGGACGACCAUAUACUCAAAGCGCAAACCAUGCACGGGUCCGUUUACAUAAAACCGUUCGAAGCCGAGAUGGACCGUUGGGAGAAAAAGCUGAUAACGAUGCAAGAAAUCCUAGACCUUUGGGUCAAAGUGCAACGAAUCUGGAUGUACUUGGGUCCGAUAUUUAGCUCCGAAGACAUCAAUCGUCAAAUGCCGGAAGAAGCGCAAAAUUUCCGAACAGUCGAUGCCAUAUGGCGACAGAUCAUGAUAAAUACAGUAAACAACCGUCAAGUACUCGAAGCCACAGAGUAUCCAGACAUGUUGCAGUUGCUUCAGAAUUGUAACGUGAUGUUCGAACAAAUACAAAAAGGAUUAAACGAAUACUUGGGAAAGAAACGCCUGUUCUUUCCUAGGUUUUUCUUCUUAUCAAACGACGAGCUACUGGAAAUCUUAUCGGAAACGAAAGAUCCCUUACGAGUCCAGCCGCAUCUCAAGAAAUGCUUCGAAGGUAUUGCCAAAUUAAAUUUCACCAGUAACGUAGAGGUAAUCGGAAUGAUAUCGGACGAAGAUGAAAUUGUCAACUUUAACGGAAUUAUUUAUCCAACGGAUGCAAAGGGUCUAGUGGAAAAAUGGUUGAUACAAGUCGAAAUAUUUAUGAUACAAUCGUUAAGUGAAAUCAUCAACAAUGCGACCAGGGAAUACCAGCUUACUCUACGUGACAAAUGGGUAUUGUUAUGGCCUGGAAUGGUAGUGUUGUGUGCAGCCACUAUUAAUUGGACGGCAGAAGUCGAAAACGCUAUUGGACAAAACAUAUUACCUACGUACCACGACCAGAGCAAUCAACAAAUAGAAAGUAUGGUGAGAUUAGUGCGUGGAAACCUUAACAAAGGAGAAAGACAAACUGUGUGUGCUUUAAUUGUUAUCGAUGUUCACGCCCGAGAUGUAGUCAAGAGUUUAAUUGAUCUCGAGGUGAGCAAUAUCCGUGAUUUUAAUUGGAUUUGCCAGUUACGUUAUUACAACAAAGAUUCGAGAACAACCGUUUCAAUGAUAAACACAACACUCGAUUACGGUUAUGAAUACUUAGGAAACUCUCCAAGACUAGUUAUAACGCCUUUAACCGAUCGUUGCUAUAGAACUGUAAUGGGCGCAUUAAAAUUACAUCUCGGCGGUGCAUCCGAAGGGCCAGCCGGUUCGGGAAAGACUGAAACUACAAAAGAUUUAGCCAAAGCUGUAGCCAAACAGUGUAUUGUAUUCAAUUGUGCCGACGGAUUAAACUUCCAAUCUAUGGGAACAUUUUUUAUGGGCUUAGCUCAGUCUGGCGCAUGGGCUUGUUUCGAUGAAUUUAAUAAAAUCCAAUUGGAUGUAUUAUCAGUAAUUGCUCAACAAGUGCUCACUAUACAAACGGCAGUGCAGGCAGGAGUUGAAAAAUUUAUGUUUGAGGGCACAGAACUAAGUUUAAAUUCCACUUGUGCCAUUUUCAUUACGAUGAAUCCUGGAUAUGCAGGAAGACAAGAACUACCAGAUAAUUUAAAAAGUUUAUUUCGAACUGUCGCUAUGAUGGUGCCUGAUUAUUGCAUGAUCGGAGAAAUCAAGCUGUAUUCUAUGGGUUUUAGUGAUGCCCGAAGUUUAGCCGAAAAAAUAGUAGACACUUACAAGUUAUGUUCAGAACAAUUGUCGACUCAGUCACAUUACGAUUAUGGAAUGCGAGCGGUGAUAUCAGUUUUAAAGUCAAUUGCAAACCUAAAACUAAAAUAUCCCGAUAAAAAUGAAGAGCAAGUUGUAUUGAGAGCAAUUUAUGAAGUUAACAUGCCGAAAUUUGUGUUAGAGGACAUACCACUUUUUAUUGGGAUUUACGGUGAUUUGUUUCCCGGAGUUGAGUUGUUAGUAUCGGAAAGAGAGGAGCUUGUGGAAAGGAUAAAAAUACAUUUGGAAAAAAGAAACUUACAGUGUACACAAUGGUAUUUGAGUAAAAUUAUACAAAUUUACGAAAUGGUACUUGUGAGACAUGGCAUCAUGAUGGUCGGCGAACCACUUUCCGGCAAGACUUGUGCUUAUCAGGUGUUGGCCGAGUCGUUGGGCGACAUGCAGUUGAAUCGAAAUGCUCUUUUGAAAGAAUUCAAAACGUCUUACAGAAUUAUCAACCCAAAAGCAAUAACUAUAGGUCAAUUGUACGGGCAAUUCGAUACGCUAUCACACGAAUGGCACGACGGAGUUUUAGCAAUUGCAUUUAGGGAAUUCGCCAAAAGCGCUAACCAAGAUCGCAAAUGGAUUGUAUUCGAUGGACCCGUCGAUGCGGUAUGGAUAGAGCACAUGAAUACUGUAUUGGAUGACAAUAGAAAACUUUGCUUGAUGUCCGGAGAAAUUAUACAAAUGAACAGCAAGAUGACUAUGACGUUUGAGCCUGCUGACCUGGAUCAAGCCUCUCCCGCCACAGUGUCUCGCUGUGGAAUGAUUUACUUUGAAUCCAAAUCACUUGGUUGGGUCUCGUUUUGGCACUCUUACAGACAGCUGCUGGUAAAUAAGCUUUCGCCCGACCAACAAAUUAUGAUGGACGAACUCGUCGAAUGGCUCAUACCAGCAGUUUUGGAUUUUGUGUUUAGAUUUUGCAAUUUGUUUCUAUCCACUUCUGAAAAUCAUAUGUUUAACUCUUUUACAAGGGUGUUGAACUCGUUGUUGAAAGAAGAAGCAGGCGUUGGAGUUGCUUCUAUCUGGUUGACGUGUGUCACGUUAUUUUGUAUCGUUUGGACUAUGGGCUCGACAAUUAAAGACGAAAGCCGCAAUAAAUUUGACUUAUUUUUUCGGAAAUUAAUUCAAGGCAACAAUGAAAAACAUCCAAAACCUGAGUCGUUUAAGCUCACCAAAAGUCAUCUCUUUCCUGACACGGGCACGGUUUAUGAUUAUAUAUAUGAUAAGAAGAACAACGGUACUUGGAUUUUUUGGUCUGAAAAAUUAGACCUGAAAAGGAUUCCACCGGACGCUAAAGUAAAUGAACUUAUCAUUGGAACAGAUGAAACGGUCAAACAACAAUAUUUCCUCAAUCUAUUAUUGAAAUAUGAAAUCCCUAUUCUGUUUGUCGGCCCAACCGGCACGGGGAAGUCGGCUAUAGUUCUAGACUAUUUGAAGCGUUUAGCAAAGGAAAAAUAUUUGAUCAACGCACUUAACUUUUCUGCUCGCACUACUGCCCAUACAGUACAAAAUAUAAUCAUUUCCAAACUAGACAAACGGAGAAGAGGAAUAUUUGGACCACCGGUUGGUAAAAAAUGCAUGUUAUUCAUUGACGAUUUAAGCAUGCCGUCGGUCGACAAGUAUGGCGUGCAGCCUCCAAUAGAGUUGCUAAGACAAUGGAUUGACCACGCUUAUUGGUACGACCUCCAGGCCAUGUCUAGAAUCGACAUACUAGAUAUGAUCUUUAUCGGUGCUCUUCGACCGCCCGGCGGUGGUUCUAAUGAUAUCACUGCGAGGUUCACGAGGCACUUAAACGUUAUUGGUAUAACCCCGUUUAGCCGAGAAACCACGUCAAAGAUAUUCACUCAGAUAGUCGACUGGCAUGUCAGCAAGGGAUUUCCCGAAGACGUCGCGCUACAGGGAAAAAAUAUCGUUGAAGCUACAUUGCACGUGUACACAGAAGCCGUGUGCACGUUUUUACCGACUCCCGCAAAAUCCCAUUACACUUUCAACCUUCGGGACUUUGCCAGAACCGUGAAAGGAAUGUUUCUGUUGCCCGCAUCUCGGUGCAAAACCGUGGAAAAGUUGUUCCGUCUUUGGAUCCACGAGACAUGGCGAGUUUUCGGAGAUCGGCUGGUCGACGAAGACGAUCGCUUAAGAUUAUUCGAGAUCUUGAAAACCGCUUCGUGCACUUGUCUGGGACAACCGAUAGACGCGUAUCUCGGCGAUCUAAUGCCUGCGGAAGAGAGCUUACUGAACGCCAAUCACUUGCGAAAUCUUUUCUACGGAAACUAUAUGGAUCCCGACGCCGCCGAUAAAAAGAUCUACGACGAAGUGUGCAGCGAAAAACUGCUAUUGCGAAACAUGGAAUUCUAUUUGAACGGGUACAACGCGGUUUCUGAAAGUCCAAUGACCUUGGUCAUGUUCAAGUUUGCUAUGGAACACGUGUCUCGGGUGAGUAGAGCACUUCACCAAGACAACGGGCACGUGUUGCUGGUCGGAAUUGGCGGCAGUGGAAGACGGUCGGCUGCAAAGCUAGCGACUUUCAUGGCCGAUUUCGAUUUAUUCCAAGUGGAAAUAGUAAGAGACUACGGCAAAGACGAAUGGAACGAAGACAUUAAAAAGCUGUUAAGAGACGCAGGAUGUAAAGGGAAACCGGUAACGUUCUUAAUGUCUGACAAUCAAAUAGCCGAUGACGGUUUCUUGGAAGACAUCGACAUGCUUUUGAACACUGGUGACUUGGCAAAUCUAUAUCAGUCUGACGAGCGAAUAGAUAUCCUAGAUAAAGUGUCAAAUAUAGCUCAGAGUCUGGGUAAAACCAUCGAAACUACUCCAGUUGCUAUUUAUAACUUUUUCACAGAAAGAGUCAAGUCAAAUCUGCAUAUUGCUCUUACAAUGUCGCCGAUAGGUGACACGUUUAGAAAUCGAAUAAUGAUGUUCCCCUCGCUUAUUAACUGCUGUACAAUUGAUUGGUUUACUGUGUGGCCCGAAGACGCUCUUGAAAAAGUCGCCCAAUAUUUUAUACAAACAAUGAAUGUGCCCAGAGGUAUCGCCGCAUCGUGUGUGAUGAUAUGUAAAGAGUUUCAUUCAACGGUGACGGAUGCUUCUACUAGGUUCUUUAAUGGUUUGAAGCGACAUAGCUACGUAACACCGACAUUGUAUUUAGAACUGAUUAGAACAUUUAAAAACUUACACAAGAAAAAAGUAGAUGAAAUAACUACAUUGAAACAGAGAUACCUGACGGGUUUGGACAAAUUAGAUUUCGCUUCCGGACAAGUUUCCAUUAUGCAAGAUCAACUAACAGCCCUAAAGCCCAAGUUAGAAGAAACAUCACUAGCAACCGAAGCUCUUAUGGUCAAAAUCGAACAGGACACGGUGAAAGUCGAAGCAAAAAAAGAAAUCGUCGGAGCUGACGAAGCUCUCGCCAAUGACGCUGCAGCAGCAUCGCAGGCGAUUAAAGAUGAUUGUGAAAGUGACUUGGCAGAAGCAAUACCGGCGCUGGAAGCUGCGGUUUCGGCGUUGGACACACUUAAGCCGGCCGACAUAACAGUAGUUAAGUCGAUGAAAAAUCCUCCGUACGGGGUCAAACUGGUAUUGGAAGCGGUCUGUGUCAUGAAAGGUAUUAAAUCGGAACGAAAACCCGACCCGAGUGGGUCCGGUCGAAUGAUUGAAGACUAUUGGGGACCUUCGCAAAAACUCAUUUCUGAUACAAAGUUUUUGGACAGUUUGAAAACGUACGACAAGGACAAUAUCGAUACCGCAAUAAUGAAACGCAUUCGAGAAAAAUACAUACGAGAUCCAGAUUUUAAUCCGGUUAGUAUUAAAGCUGUCUCGAACGCGUGCGAAGGUCUGUGCAAAUGGAUCAGAGCAUUGGACGUUUAUGAUAAAGUAAUCAAAAUAGUCGGGCCGAAAAAAGAAAAGCUGCACCAAGCAGAAACUGAUUACGCUAUGCAAAUGGAAAGACUCAACGAAAAGAGGGCAGAGCUGGCCGCGGUGCUGGCCAAACUGCAAAUGUUAAGAGACGAACUUGCUGAAAAAACCAAGGAAAAGAAGGAGCUGGAAAACGAUAUAGACCUGUGUUCUCAGAAACUAGCUAGGGCAGAACAACUUAUCAGCGGUCUGAGCGGUGAGAAGAGUCGAUGGAGCCAGACUGCCAAAGAGUUGCAGUUGACCUUAGAUAACGCCAUUGGAGAUGUUUUAAUAUCAUCCGGGGUGGUUGCCUACCUUGGAGCCUUCACGGUCGACUAUAGAACUAGUAUCGUUCGAGGCUGGAACGUUUUGUGUCUGAAUGAAAAUAUUCCUUGUUCGAAGCAGUUUUCAUUGGUACUCACAUUGGGCGAUCCGAUGCUCAUACGAUCUUGGAACAUAUUUGGUUUACCGGCUGAUAAUUUUUCGGUCGAGAACGCCAUCAUAUUGUGUAAUGCUACACGCUGGCCUUUGAUGAUUGAUCCACAGGGUCAAGCGAAUAAGUGGAUAAAAAAUAUGGAAAAAGAGAACAAUUUAAAUGUCAUCAAGUUGUCGAGCGCAAAUUGUAUAACCAUUUUGCAGCUGGCCAUUGAACGCGGUUUACCAGUUCUGUUAGAAAAUGUUCUGGAACAAAUCGACGCCACAUUUGAUCCUGUUCUGUUGAGAAAUGUGUAUACUCAAGGAGGAGUACAAUAUUUGAAGUUUGGUGAAAACUUGUUGCAGUACAACAAUUCGUUCAGAUUCUACAUCACUACUAGACUCAGAAAUCCACAUUAUUUACCAGAUAUUUCAGUCAAAAUAACUUUGUUGAACUUUAUGAUAACUCACGAUGGACUGCGAGAUCAAUUACUUGGGAUUGUUGUGGCUAAGGAACGACCUCAGUUAGAAGAGAAAAAAAACGAAUUAAUAAUCGAAAGUGCUCAAAACAAGAAACUACUAAAGGAAAUCGAAGACAAAAUACUAUUUGUCCUGUCGUCGUCAGAGGGAAAUAUUUUGGAAGACGAAUCUGCCAUACAAAUUCUUUCAUCGUCAAAAACAUUGUCUGCGGAAAUUCAAGUAAAACAAGAAGCCGCUGCAGUUACUGAACAAGAGAUAGACGUGGCUCGCAACGUUUAUAUUCCUGUGUCCAAACACUCGGCAGUUUUGUUUUUUUGCAUUUCGGAUUUAGCUAAUAUCGAUCCAAUGUACCAGUACUCGUUAACGUGGUUCUUAAAUUUAUAUCAUCAAUCUAUCACAAAAAGUGAAGAAUCUGAUGACGUUACUAAAAGAAUAGCCGUUUUGAAUGAAAAUUUUACAUACAGCAUCUACAGGAACGUUUGCAGAUCGUUGUUUGAAAAAGAUAAACUGAUAUUUUCAUUUGUACUGACUAUUGGAAUUUUUCAAUCGAAAGAAAAACUAAAUAAUGAAUUGUUGACAUUUUUUUUGACCGGUGGUGUGGAUCUUGAAAAUUCACAUCCAAAUCCUGUUUCCGAGUGGUUACCCGAUAAGUCAUGGACUGAAGUUGUGAGAGCAUCUCAAUUACCAAAGUUAAAUGAGCUGUCCAACUCAUUCCGAACAUCCGCUCGAGAAUGGAAAUUAUGGUACGAUUCAAUUAAUCCCCAGAACGAUCCUAUGCCAAAUCCUUAUGGUAAUGUUGAAGGGUUUGAAAAACUUAUAAUUAUCAAAUGUUUACGAUACGACAAAGUACUUCCUGCAGUUCAGCAAUAUGUCAUAAACAGUUUGGGACAACGAUACGUCGAGCCUCCGCCAUUUGAUUUGGCCGAUUCGUUUAAAGACUCAAAUUGUUACACUCCUUUGAUAAUUAUACUGUCGCCGGGUGCGAAUCCGAUGUCAGAUCUGAUUAAGUUUGCCGAAAAUAACGCAAUCGACCUUACUGAUUUAAUGACCAUAUCUCUAGGCCAAGGACAAGGCCCUAAAGCAAAGCAUAUGAUAACAACUGGCAUAGCGACGGGUCGAUGGGUUGUAUUGCAAAACUGUCAUUUAGCCGUGAGCUGGAUGAAGGAACUCGACAGAAUUUGGGACGAAGACAUCAUACCCAAUCGAAUCCACGACAAGUUUCGUCUUUGGCUUACUAGCUAUCCCCACGGCGAUUUUCCAGUCACUUUAUUACAAAACGGGAUUAAAAUAAUCAACGAAGCUCCUAAAGACCUCAAAUCGAAUUUAUUGCGUUCCUAUCAAUCAGAUCCAAUAGGCGUUCCUGAUUUCUACGAUAGCUGUAAAAAUGUCUCUUGCUGGAAACCUUUGCUCUUUUCGCUUUGCUUCUUUCACGGGUUAGUUCAAGAAAGAAGGAAAUUCGGACCACUCGGAUGGAAUAUUCCUUAUGAGUUUGACCAAACAGACUUGCGCAUAAGUGUUAUGCAAUUACAGAUGUUGCUGAACGAUUAUGAAGAAAUCCCAUUUACAGCUCUGAUGUAUCUUACUGGUGAAUGCAACUACGGCGGUCGUGUUACCGACGAUAAAGAUAGGAGGUUGCUUAAUUCGUUAUUGUCAUUAUUUUAUAACCCCAGAGUCAUUGCAGAAGAAUCUUAUACAUUCUCGACGAGUGGCGUUUACCACGUUCCCAAAGACACUACUCGUGAGGGAUGUUUGAGUUACCUAAAUUCAUUGCCUACGAAUGAUCAACCAGAAGUAUUUGGAUUACACGAGAAUGCAAAUAUAACAAAGAAUAAUAACGAAACAAAUAUGCUAUUAAAUGGCACAAUUUCAACACAAUCGCAAAUUGUCGGAGCCGCUAGUGAUGUGAAUGUCGAUGAAACAUGUUUAGAAUUAGCCAGCUCAAUCGCUCAGAGCAUUCCAAAUAUAUUUGAUGUUGCUGAGGCCGUUUACAAAUAUCCAACGAGAUAUGAACAAUCAAUGAAUACUGUUAUUCGACAGGAACUAAUACGUUUCAAUAAACUGCUGAACGUUAUCAAAAAGUCAUUAGCAGAGAUCCAAAAAGCAAUAAAGGGUGUUGUCGUCAUGUCAGCCGACUUGGAAGAACUUCACACAAGUUUAGCCGUUGGUCGCGUUCCGGCCAGUUGGCUAAGCAAAUCAUACCCGUCGCUAAAACCAUUAGGCGGUUAUGUAGCCGACUUGUUAAAGAGACUGAAGUUCUUUCAAAAUUGGCUCGACAAAGGUGUACCAGUUAUAUUUUGGCUUUCUGGGUUUUAUUUUCCUCAAUCUUUUCUGUCGGGUGUACUGCAAAAUUUCGCACGAAAACAUAAGAUACCUAUCGGCCAACUUGGAUUCCAAUUUGAAAUUACCGUAUACGAAACGGACGAGGACUUUGAAACUAAACCAGUCUGGAGAGCUUACUGUCGGGAGAAGUCCAGUGAAGAAGAAUUUGGAGUCUUUGUAAAGGGUCUAUUUCUGGAAGGUGCUCGGUGGGAUCGAAAAUUAAUGAUGCUGAAUGAAUGUUAUCCCAAAAUCGUCCACGACACUGUACCAGUUAUUUGGCUUAAGCCUGGCAUCAAGACACAAUUUUUAAAGAAGUCUUCAUACGAAAGCCCUAUUUAUAAAACAAGCGCUCGACGUGGUGUGCUGGCGACCACUGGACAUUCGUCAAAUUUUAUUAUGUUUAUAGAUCUCAAGACUGAUAGACAUGAAAACCACUGGAUAAAUCGGGGCACUGCUUGCUUAUGCCAACUUGACGAUUAGAACAAUUCUGCGGCGGCUUGGGUCACACUAUUACGUCUGAAAGAGUUUUCAAAAGUAUAUCUGUAUUUGCAAUCGUUUUUACAAGGAAUGCGUUUACAGCGUUA